Nelumbo nucifera (sacred lotus) is the source of this 943-nucleotide messenger RNA. RefSeq names its product transcription factor-like protein. The record is from RefSeq and is a predicted model, not a curated record. Lineage: Eukaryota; Viridiplantae; Streptophyta; Magnoliopsida; Proteales; Nelumbonaceae. Gene Ontology annotation, molecular function: sequence-specific DNA binding. Gene Ontology annotation, biological process: DNA-templated transcription.
UCUGUCGUCUCUCUCUCCUCCUCUCAGGCUCGGCUCAGAUCAUGAACCCAAUACCAGCCAAAACAUUUUUCGAGCGCUUCCACAAUACAUGGCUUCAGCAUCUCCACCUCCUCCUCAGUCAACUCUCCGCCGCUCCAAAACCCACCAGCCCUGAAGACCACCGAUACCUCAGCCAACUCGCCGACCGGGUCAUGACUCACUACGAGGACUACUACCGAAUCAAGUCCCACGCCGCCAAGCACGACGUUCUCGCCAUGUUCAGCGCCCCCUGGACUACCUCACUGGAGAGCUCCUUGCACUGGAUAGCCGGGUGGCGGCCUACCACCGUGUUCCACAUCGUCUACACCGAGUCCAGCGUCAGAUUCGAGGCCCAAAUCGUUGAUCUCCUCCGUGGCCACCGUACCGGCGACCUUGGGGAUCUGACACCACGUCAACUCACACGAGUCAGCGAGUUGCAAUGCCAGACGGUGAGGGAGGAGAACGAGAUAACCGAGGAGCUGUCCCAGUGGCAGAACAACUCGUGCGACCUCGUCUCCCCGUCCGCCAAUAUGGAGGCGAAUAUCGAACGGUUGGUGGAGGUGCUGGAGAAGGCGGACGAUCUACGGCUGAAAACGCUCCGGAGAGUUGUGGAGAUCUUGACCCCACAGCAGGCCGUCGAGUUCUUGAUCGCCACAGCCGAGGUACAGCUUGGCAUUCGUGGGUGGGGGCUAGAGAAGGACCGUAAGCGAGAGAGCAUGUGAUCGGGAUCUGAUUCCGACCUCAUAUCAUCACUUGCACUCUUUAAUCUGCAUGUUAUGGUCUUCAACUCUUCGUUCAUCUAUGGUGUAGGAGAUCAGAAUUCCAUUCGUUCACCAUUUUUCUGUAUCUGUAUGUCUCUCUCUAUCCAUCAGUGAUAGGGGGUCCCGCCUUUUUCAUAUUUCAUUCCAUCAAAGCCGUUCAUUCA